Messenger RNA from Peronospora farinosa, 492 nucleotides. The record is from the annotation of a GenBank genome assembly. Lineage: Eukaryota; Oomycota; Peronosporomycetes; Peronosporales; Peronosporaceae.
AUGGUGGCUGCUCAUGGACACCACAUGAAGCGACAUGAUACAAGAGAAAACGUUACAUCGAAGAGCCUAAAGGUCGUACAAGUAACUGAUCCAGUGACAACGGUCUACAACGAACGCACGUUGCUGGUUGCUAAACCAGAAGAAGAAGAAGUCUAUCCUUUGCCAUGGUUCCGUAGUCCCGAUUGGACUAAACAUGUGCCAUUAGCGACAAGGAAUUCUACACGUCCUCAUCUAGAAGACGAAAGAAAGAGAAUCUCAGUCUGUCCAGCUACAUUACCAUGUUGUUAUAACUCAACAGCAUCAGACGGAGAUUCUGAGUCUGAUAUGGAACUGGGAUAUCUCAUUCGAAGACCCGUGAACGCACAUGACGAGGAGAAUGAAACCGAUAGUUUUAAACAGUGCAUUCAAUUCCUUGUGGGAUUGAUUGUGCUUAUGGCCAUGGCAUUGGUCUUGCUUAUUAUCUUUAAACAACAGCCUGAUGACUUGCGUUGA